This is a messenger RNA of Pedinophyceae sp. YPF-701, 5496 nucleotides long. Lineage: Eukaryota; Viridiplantae; Chlorophyta; Pedinophyceae. The record is from the annotation of a GenBank genome assembly.
AUGCCGGGUUUCCGAACCUGGGUGGGGCUGCUCCUGGUCGCGGCGUUGCUGCUUCAGAGGUCCAACGGGCAGAGCUUGCCGCCGUGGUACCAAGGUUAUCGAAAUGGCGAUGAAGCGUCUUGCCAGGCCUUCCUCGCGACAUACGGCAUCUCCGCCCUGGCGCUCCAGCCCGCUGCCUUCACGAACCCGCUGGACCAGUCGACUGCGCCGGGCGAGGCGUGGCACCCCUCUUUCGCCAUCCUGCCCUGGAAGGGGGCCAACCUGCCGAACUAUGAUAGAUGGGCGUGGGGGAACAGGCGGUUCGCCGCGACGGGGCGCUCGUGGCUGCUCUUCGAGAUCAAGCAGUCGAUCACCGCCCUCGACGCGACGCUGCAGGCGGCCUCGCCGCACUGCGACGCCACCUGCCAGGCGCGCCAGCGAGCUGCUCUGAAAUCCCUCUUCCAGGCCCUCGACGGACCGAACUGGACCGACGACCUGUGGCGCAACACGUGGGGUUCGGAGACCCUGCACCACUGCUGCUGGCCGGGCGUUACGUGCUGCUCCGCGGGCAACACGCUGCCGCUGAACCGCAUCACCGGCACGGGCGAGGUCCGCAUGUUCGUCGACACCAGCUUCCGCGGCAUCGCCUGCGUCCAGCGCGCGGGCGUCGCCUCGGUCGACUUCGAGCACCUCCCGGGCCUCAGAACCGCCUCGGCGGGCAACACGCGCACCGUGCCGCUCGGCGUGUUCGCUGCCCUGGCCUCGUCGCUCGAGUACGUCAACCUGAAGCGCAUGGGCGUCACGGGCGCGCUCCCGGACGACGUCUUGUCCGCGCAGCUCCUCCGCGCGUUCCACGUCGAGCAGAACGACUUGGAGGGGACGAUUCCUGACCACAGCACCUUCCUGACCGACCCCGCGACGCCCGGGUGGUCCUCGCACCUGCUCCUGCGGCACUGGGCCAUCGGGGACAACGCGCGCCUCACGGGCCGCCUCCCGGACUCCCUCCCCUUCUGUCUGUCCCUGCAAUACAUCGAGUUCCAGAACAACGCCAUGCUCGGACCGCUGCCGCUGGGGUUCACGGGCGGCCCGCCGGACACGCGGUUCUUCUCCGGCGCCGGCAACAGGAUCGCCGGCGAAGUCUUCGGGCUGCCGCCGGGCCAGUCCUUCUCGGACGCGCAACUGCUCUUCGACGACAUAGGCAUCUGGGAUGCUGUGCAGGAUCUCCGCGUGGGCACCAUCUCGCUGCGCGGGAACCAGCUGUCCGGCACGAUCCCCCAGUACAUGGCGAUCUUCGCGUACGAGUACCUCGACCUGGGCGAGAACGCCCUCUCGGGCACCAUCCCCACCAACAUUGCCAGCCCCGCACGCAUCCGUUCGAUCCGCCUGGACCGCAACGACCUGACGGGGCAGCUCCCGGACCCGCUGACGCCGUGGGGGCUCGAGGAGCUGGACGUGUGCCUGAACGCGGGGCUGUCCGGGUCGUUCCCGCGCUCGCUGGCCGACAUCCGCACGCUCAAGCUCUGCCGCGUGGCCGGCACGGCGAUGUUCGGCGAGCUGCCGGAGGAGGUCGGCGCGCUCCCGCAGCUGACGGAGCUCGACGUCUCCGAGACGCUGAUGCAGCACAACGCGUCCCGGCCCAACAGCCGCGGCGAGCUGCUUCCAGAGUUCCUGCGCCUGACGGAGGAACGCACCGUCCCGAACGCCGCCCUCGGCUUCGACCCGCACCUCCUGUGCCCGUCCGUCGUCGUGGCCAACGCCACGGCGCAAUGCGGCGGCGCCUUGGGCACUUGCGUCUCCGGACUGGACCUCUCCGUGGGCAUGUCGCCGUCGUACUUCCACUACCGCGGCUGCCGGUGCUCGUCCGGGUACCGGAAGAGCCACGUCGAUCUCUCCGGCGCCGAGCUCUCGCGCGUGGUUCAGAGCUUCACCGACCCGGCCGCGGGGUGGCCGAACGACGCGGCGUACGUCGACACCUUCCUCCCGCGGCAGCGCGUCGUGUGCGUGCCCGACGACGACCACCUGGUGGUCAUCGUGUCCACGGUCGUCGCGGGUUCCGUCUUCCUCGUCCUCAUCAUCGUCCUCGCCGUCCUCUUCUUCCUCUGGCGCGACCGAAUCGCGGUGGUGCUCAUGGAACGCCGGAAGCGCGCCGGGCCGCCUGGCGCGGGCCGCGAGAUCACGCUGGUGCUGACGGACGUCCAGGACAGCACCGCGCUGUGGGAGGCGUCGCCGCAUGAGAUGGCAACGGCGAACUCCAUGCACGACGCCAUCUUGCGGGCGUACCUGGCGCGCUGGCACGGCUACGAGGUCACGACGGAGGGGGACUCCUUCUUGCUCGCCUUCCACGAGCCGACGGACGCGAUCGGCUGGUGUCUCAGCGUGCAGCAGGCCCUCCACGUGGCGAACUGGCCCGAGUCAAUGAGGGGCCAUGAGGGUGCUCUCGACCCCAGUCCGACGUCGCUGGGCAAGCAGCCUGGCAGGGCGUCAAAGGAAAUUUUGAGGACGUCUUGGCUGGGGCAGGUCGGGCGGAACAACACCCCCAACGAGGACGAGCGCGUCACGUGCAGCACGCCGCACAGGCGCGGGAGCGCAAGUGGCGCCAGGGACCUGCGGCGGUCCACGAUCCCGUCCGAUCCCGGCGGCCCGAACGCGGGGCUGGCGCGUCCGUCGCAAGACGGCUUCGUGCGCAACGGCUCGGAGGAGGGCACGGUGGCCCCGCCGGGCCCCGAGGGCGACCCGAGUGCGCUGCUGGUCGACGACGGCGCGCGGUUCUUCCGGGGCCUCCGCGUGCGGAUGUCGGUGGCGACAGCGCACUGCGAGCACGCGACCACGCACCGCAUGACCCGCAGGCUCGAGUAUGACGGUCCGGUCGUGACGCUGGUGAACGCAAUCCAGGAAGUCACGCGGGGGGGGCAGAUCCUGAUGUGCGCGCAGACGUACGAGGGCGUGCACGCGCGCCACCCGAUCAUCGCGGCGAAGCUCUUCGAGUGCAGCCCGCACAAGCGGCUGGCGAAGCUAGCACGGGCCAGCGGGACGGGCACGCGGUCCAUGGGCUCUCGGCGCGGCCGGAAAAGCGGGGCGUCCGUCCUGCGGGACGCGCUCAUGCGGUCACGCACGGGCUCGCAGGCCGGGGUCGCGUCGGAGCACGUCGCGUCGCCCGGGCCGGAGCCCACGCGCAGCGCGACGCACCUGGGCUCGCCUGCAAGCAUCCCGGUGGCAGCGAGCUUCACCGAGGACCUCGCCUCGCCCGCGCCGCCGGUCGAGAACGGCGGCGCCGCCGCGCCGCCCUCGCGCAGGCAGCCCGUCUGGGCGCCCACGCUGGAGACCAACAUGGAGGCGAGCGCCUCGGCCCCCCCGAACGAGGACGACAUCGCCAUCGCCGCCCCUGCAAAGCCGUCGCGGGUGCGGUUCGACUCGGGGAUCGUGGACGAGUUUGCGAGCGAUUCCGUCGCGGGCCGCCCCGGGGCGUCACUCGUCGCGGACCCGAGUCCGACGCCGACGUCGAUGCCACAUGCGCGGUCCGGGUCGCAGUCCUUUGGCAUCAUGGCGUCGCUGCGGGCCGUGAUGACGGGCUCGCUGCGCGGGGCUGACACGCGCGAGGACAGAAUGGUCCAGGACGGGUUCAGCGCGAACGGGCGCGGCGACGCGCGCGGCAGCGAGUGGGACCUGCUGAUGCUCGACAUGGGGGAGUAUGACCUGGGACUCCCCCAGGGCGUCCACCUGUACCAGGCGCUCGCGCCGUUCCUCGAGGAGCGCGCCCGGUUCUGCGCGGAGAUCCCCCGGCACCUCAUGAAGUCCCCGGGGUACUUCCACGCGCCCGGAACCACGGCCCCCAUGGUUCCCGCCCGCAGCGCCUGCCCGCACGGCGUCGCCUACCUCGCGUGCUCGGCGUGCGCGCCGUGCGUGCUGCGGCUCCCGGACGUCGUCAUCGUCUUCUGCGGGCCCGUCAGCAUCGACGAGCUGUACAAACACGACCGCCACGCGACGCAGGAAGCCCUCGAGGUGUACAAGUCGGUCACCCGCGAGGUGCUCCUGCGCUACGACGGGUAUGAGUGCCAGGAGCUCUCCGGCGCGUUCAUGCUCGCCUUCCACUCCCUCGGCGACGCCUUCCUCUUCGGCUCGGCGCUCCAGCUGGCCCUGCUCGGCGCGCACUGGCCCCGGAAGCUCCUCAAGUCGCCGUGCGCCGCGGUGGAGCGGGGCUCCGACGGCGCGGUCCAGCGCCGCGGGCUGCGUGUGCGCGUGGGCGUGUGCCGCGGCAUGCCGGUCAAGGUGCUGCCGCACACCGCGACGGGCCGCACGGACUACUUCGGGCCCUUGGUCAACCGCGCCGCGCGCAUGUGCUUCGCGGCUGCGCAAGGCGGCCAGGUCAUCGGGACGGCCGAGCAGGCCGGCGCUGCACUCCUUGAGAUGCUGGAGCAACCCGUGGAGUCCGGCGCGAAGGGCUUGACGCGCCACUUCUUCCGGAAGCCGUGCGUUCUGCCACAGGCCCUGGCGUCGGAGUCCGGGCGUCUGAUCUCGGAGACGGUCGAGAGCGAGAUCAGACUUUCGCUGACGGGACAGACGCCCAUGAACCUGCGCUUCAUGUCGGAGUGCGGCCUGACUUCGGAGGCGGCGCAGGCCUUCCAGGACGCCCAGAUGCUGGCCGAGGCCCUCGGCCAGACAAACGGCCCGCGACUGCCGCUCGGCCGCGGCAACUCGGAAGACAUGAAGGUGCCGCGGCCGGACGUGCCUGCCCGCGCGUCGUCCGCGGUGCGGACCAGCGUGGCGACGUCGCGCGGCGCGGACCGAUCCGAUUUCCCGCACAGCACGCGGGAGCCCGUGCCGUCGCGGUCCGAGCGCCGGUUCCGCGUGGAGGCGCGGUCGCACGCAGACGCGUCAGCCGCCGAGUUCCGGCGCGGGAACAGCCUCGGGGGGGCCGGGAGGGACGCGGAGUACACGUGGCGGGUGGAGGCGUGCCGGAUCGUGCUGAGGCACGUGGGGCAGUUCCGGCUGAAGGGCGUCUCGGGCGACUACCACCUGGCGUCGAUCGCGCCCAAGUCGCUCGCGGAGGUGCAGCAUUCGCUGCCGACGGCGAAGAAGGCCAAGCUGCUCAGGGAGCCCGGUGGCACUCUUCUGGAGGGCGUGGCGUUGAUGCCCAUCCUGGAGCACGUCGCGCCCGGUGUGUCUGAGCGCGCCGCGAGCCGCGUGCGCAGCCGCGUGGGGAGCAAGUUCAACAAGCGCUAUUUGUCGCGGGCGGAGUCGCACGGUAUCGACGGCCUGGGCAGGCGCAUUGCCACUAAGCUUUCAGGCACGUUCAGCAAGCGCGACUUGAGCCAGGAGAUCGUUCGUCCCGAGGACCACCCACACAGCCCCCGUGCGCUGGCCAAGGCCAGCACCGGCGUCGACCCCGGCGAUCUCACCGGUUUGUGCAUGGUGCUCGAGCAUCACGGCGAGACCCCGCAGCCAUCGAAACAGAACUCGCACAACGAUGGCAACCAGACCGCGUCAAACGCACAAGACGAGAACGCGAGCGAGCACUGA